AUCCUCUCGGAACCCAAUUUUAAACCGCGAUUCAGCCGAGACAGCGCAAGGUCACGUGAAUUACCCCCCGGAUAGACUCGGCGGCCCAAACAACAUAUGGCCGCCUCCCUGGAGCUGUGCGGAAACGUCCGUUGGGACCGUACCAACUUCCGGCACGUGCCGCGUGUGUAGGAGCCGGUUCGUCCACCCCCGGCGGGGCCUGGCUUUGGGCUGGUCCGUGUGACAGUUUUUUUUCAGGUGUAAAAGUUUUCCUCUCACUUUAAAGACAUGGAUAGUUUUGUUGAACAACUGAAAAGGGGAACAGAGGAAGAGUUUACAGAAGAGUCUGCGUGGGAUGGGUCUGCAGUAAACACCACAAGCAGUUCACUUCCAGCUAUCUAUUUACCUUUACUCCCGCGGUACCUUCGGCAUCCAACAACCAGAGGUCGAAAGGCAACAGAAUUUCAGGAGACUAAGAAAGCUUGUUUAAAUUACAUUCAGGAUGCCCUGCUACAACACCAGUGGCAGAGGGCUGCAGAAUUCAUGACUAACUAUUUGGAGACAUUAGAGAAUACUUCUGCUGAAAAACGGAUGGCUGCCCCAGAGGUGAUUUGGAGAAUAGGAACUGAAAUUUUGUGCCAUCAUUCCAAGAGCACUAUUGAAGAGUUCAACUAUUUUGCUGAGCGGAUGAAAAAUCUAGGAGUAAAAAGGUAUUUAAAGGUCUGUUUAGAGCAUGUCUUUUACCUCCUGUGUAAUGGACUGAUAGAUGAGGCAUACCAAAACCUGUCCCUGGCAGAAGGCUGGAGGUAUGGAGAACAAACAACUGCUCAGGAUAAAGAAUUGAAACUCAUUCAAGCUUACAAGGGGCUGCUGGACUACUAUAACUGGGCCAAAAAAAGAAAAGCCAUGUUAGAGCUUGAUGGUAAUUUUGCAGACUCUGUUGAACAGGAAAUGCACAGUUUCUUUCGGCAGGCAGCAGUGAAUCUCAAGGAGAUAAUUAAAAUUCCUGGAGUUUGGGAUCCUUUUGUGAAGUGCUAUGUGGACCUAUUGGAAUUCUAUGAGGAUUAUGAAGAAGUCCGGCAGGUGUUAAGCGAGUAUGCUUACAAUUCGAAGUUUCCUCCCAAUCCCAAUGCUCAUGUUUAUUACUAUCAGUUCCUAAAGAGACAGGGUGAAUCAAAGAAGACACUGAUGUCUGUGCUCAAGAUUUUGCACGAGAUUGUUCCCUCUCAUGAAUUAAUGUUAGAAUAUAAUGCCCUGCUUCAAAAAUCAAAAAAAAGAAAAAACCAUAGACUGGGGCUGGAGAUUAUUUUCACACUCCUGGAUUUUGCUGGGUGGAAGGAGCAUGUGAAAGCUUGGAGCUGUUUAGCAAAACAGAUUAAACAGAUCCUGGAGAAGUGAUCAUUGUGUGGAUAGUGAGUUUCUGAGCCAGCACUGAGUGACAUUAACUACAACUCCAAAGGAAGCCAUCUCCAAGCAGCCCACUCUGGUUAGAAGUUUACUGUGAUUAGAAUUCAGAGGAGUGGUGAAUAAAGGUGUUCAAAGGGGUGAUGCUGGAGGCUUCUCUACUCCCUCAAAGGCAAACUGUGCACCUGAACCAUUCAUAAUAUUGGCUGAGUGUGUCAAUGGUGCCCUUUAACAUAGUAUACACGUUUUGUAUGUAAAAGGUGCUCCGGGUUGUUUCUAGCUCUACCUUUUAAAAACACUUCUCAAAUAGUAAGCUCUAUGAGACCAGGAUGAUAUCUUUCUUUGUAAAAUACCCUGUAAAUGUAAUGCUUUUUUACAAAUAGAUCUGGUGUUGAGUAAAAAUAGUGUUUGGAAAGCAUGUAGGCCCAUGUUCAAUGAUUUUAUGCAGCAUUUAUUUAAAGAUCAACCAAUGUUGCUAGUCUCGUGGAUGGACAAUUAAGAUAUUUUCACUUUUGACCUAUUAAACCAGAAGUGUCUUGGUGGUGUUUCUGUUUAGUGAAAUUUGUUCAAAAGAUCAGCCUUAUCUGCAGUCUCCCAGCCCGUGAGCCAACCCCAGAGUAUAACCAAAUGACCUGGGAACAAUUCUCAUAUUUAUUGAAAAAUUACCUUCAUAAAACAGCCAGUUUGUCAGUCCCUUAAGUGGCAACUGGGACAAAUUUAUCCCUGGCGUCACUUCAAAUUUACACACCCCUUUAAACUGAAACAACUUCACGAUCAGGUUUCUCGCAAACGUAGUUAUUAAAUUUGCUUACUACUAUUGUACUAAACUGGCACACAAGCUAAAAUGUCACUCCAUUUUCUGUAUAAAAUUUAGUUUAGUUCUCAUUUCAAACCCUAAUUAGUGCCAGCAUGCAGACUUUAAAUGAGAUGGUGCUGCAUUCUGUAGUGUAACUCUUCCUUUUCAGCUGGCAGUGCCGCUCAGCCCUGCGGUGGCCACUACCCCUUUUUUCUAUCAAAUGUGUGGUGGAUUGAAUACCACAUGCAUCCCAGGCACCUGGAAGCAACAUAUGAAAUGUGCAGCACUCGGAGCAAUGCUUUGGUAACUUCCACUUUAUUUAAAAAAAAAAAAAAAAAAAGAUUCCUCCCGCCCAAC
Molecule: messenger RNA, 2536 nt
Organism: Mauremys reevesii (Reeves's turtle)
Lineage: Eukaryota; Metazoa; Chordata; Testudines; Geoemydidae
Gene: TAF1A
Product: TATA-box binding protein associated factor, RNA polymerase I subunit A
Exons: 10
Coding region: 268-1377 (369 amino acids)
Biological process (GO): transcription by RNA polymerase I
Cellular component (GO): RNA polymerase I transcription regulator complex
Molecular function (GO): protein binding
Source: RefSeq, a predicted model, not a curated record